Molecule: messenger RNA, 3166 nt
Organism: Oncorhynchus gorbuscha (pink salmon)
Lineage: Eukaryota; Metazoa; Chordata; Actinopteri; Salmoniformes; Salmonidae
Product: RUN and FYVE domain-containing protein 1-like
Exons: 15
Coding region: 126-2267 (713 amino acids)
Biological process (GO): protein transport; regulation of endocytosis
Cellular component (GO): cytoplasm
Molecular function (GO): metal ion binding
Source: RefSeq, a predicted model, not a curated record
AAGAAACACUUCUAAUAAUGCGAAGUGAAUUAAAAAAACACCGAGAAUCAUAAAUUGAUUACUUUGGACUUUCGCAAGCAUCAUAGGCGACUGCUCAGGCCGUGUCACGUGUUCCAUUAUGAAAAAUGGCCGACGGAGUAAGUGAAACAAACACAGCUGCUGAGGAAAGCGACGCCAAAGAAGAGGACCCCAAAGUUUUGGAAGUUCUUCCAGACAGCCACCCUGUUGGUGUUAGCAGCAAUGAGGAGACUUCAAAAGACAAACCGGCGACCGAGAGCAACUGGUCAACACCGAUCCUGUCGCUGGCACGGAAGGCAACCGAGACGAUCAGCAGUGGAGUCAGCUACGGUGCAGCGUUGAGAAACGCCACAUCUUCGGGAUCUGCCGCGAGCUCUCUGAAGUGUCCGACUAAACAAAACUCUACGGAAAAUGACACCAACGCUAACCAAUACCUACCGGCAGUGAAGGACCAUAUGGCUGUAGAGCGCUCAAACCUGUUCAGUAUGAUGAAGCUGAGUAUUAAGGGUCUGAUCCAGUCUUCUCUAAGUCUGGGCAGAACCCUGGACUCUGACUACCCUCCUCUGCAGCAGUUCUUUGUGGUUCUGGAGCAGUGCCUCAAACACGGACUGAAAGUAAAGAAGUCAUUCAUCAAUCAGAAUAAGUCUAUCUGGGGCCCUCUGGAGCUGGUUCAGAAGCUGUGUCCUGAUUCUACUGAUAUUACCACCAGUGCCAGAGACCUGCCAGGGAUAAAGACUGGGUUGGGUCGGGCUCGGGCCUGGCUGCAUCUUGCCCUGAUGCAGAAGAAGUUGUCUGACUACCUGAAAGCCCUGCUGGACCAUAAAUACCUCCUGGUUGAGUUCUAUGAUCCAGGAGCGUUGAUGAUGGGGGAGGAGGGGACAGUGAUAGGAGGGAUGCUGGUGGGGCUAAACGUCAUUGAUGCUAACCUCUGUAUCAAAGGAGAGGACCUGGACUCCCAGGUCGGGGUCAUAGACUUCUCCUUGUACCUGAAGGACCCUAUGACCACUGAGACCACUAAGGAUGAUACUAAGAUGACGGCCAUAUUGGACCAGAAGCACUACAUUGAGGAGCUGAACAGACACCUGAGCUGCUCUGUCUCUGACCUGCAGGCCAAGAUGAACUCCAUAGAGAAGACCAACGGCAAGCUCAUUGAGGAGUUGACAGCAGCGACAGACAGAAUUAACUCUUUACGGGAGGAACAGGAAACACUGAGACAUGAGAAUGAGACCAUCGUCCAGAGCAACCAGAAGAAAGAGGAGGUGACCCUGGAGGACAGUGCAGUAGAGCUGGAGACAUACAGACAGACACGACAGGGCCUGGAUGAGAUGUACAGUGUGGUCUGGAAACAGUACCAGGAGGAGAAACGCAUCAGACAGGAGUUGGAGAGGGAGCUGGAGCUGCAGAUAGGACUAAAGCAGGAGAUGGAGAUGGCCAUGAGGCUGCUGGAGAAAGACACACAUGAGAAACAGGACACACUGCAAGCCCUCCGACAACAACUAGACCAGGUCAAAACCCUCAACCUGCAGAUGUUCCAUAAGACACAGGACUGUGAGCGUGAGGCCCAGAGGAAGCAGGAGGAAGAGGGACAGCUGGAGGAGAAGAUAAACCAGAUGAAGACCACCAUUAAGGAGAUGGAGCAGAGACUGCAGAACUCUGAGUGUGAUCGCAGACAAAGUGACCAGAUGGACAUGAGGACAGAGCUGGAGGGCAGGGUAGACUCUCUACAGAAACAACUGUCUGACCUGGACACACUGAGGCUGGGUCUGGAGAGUGAUCUGUGCAGUGAGAAGGAGCAGAGACAGGCCAUUCAGAGAGCUCUACAGAUAGAACAGGACAACAGCACCGAGCUACGCACCCAACUACAGCAGAUACAGGGGCUACACACGGAGCUGCAGGAUGUUCGUCAGGAGAAGCAGCAGCUCCAGCAGACCUGUCAGGAGCAGGAGACGGCCUUACAGGAGAUGGGCCUACACCUCAGCCAGUCUAAACUGAAGAUGGAGGACUUCAAAGAGGUCAACAAAGCCCUGAAGGGCCAAGCCUGGCUGAAAGAUGAUGAGGCUACACAGUGUAAACAAUGUCAGAAGGAGUUCUCCAUCGCUCGCAGAAAGCACCACUGUAGGAACUGUGGAGAUAUCUACUGUAACAGUUGUUCUACUAACGAGUUGGCCCUGCCCUCCUACCCUCGACCUGUACGAGUCUGUGACAUCUGCCACUCACUACUGCUGCAGAGGAGCAUCUCUUCCUCCUGACGGAACACACACACACACUUCUUCCUCCUGAUGGAACACACACACCUCUUCUUCCUCCUGACGGUACACAUAUUCUCACACGCUUCACUAAUCUUUCUUCCCUCACUGUGCUCAAAGCCCAGAGAACAUUUUAAUCAAAUUUGAGCAGGGAGGCUGUUAAGUUCUGUUUUGCCACUAACCUGAAAUUCAGGAUGUUUGGGCAUGGUUGACUGUUGAACCCUCUGCUUUAUUUUGGGCUAAUACUGCCUUUUCUCAUCUUUUAAACUCCCCUGGGUGGAUUUCAAAGUAAGGUCGAUAAAUAGUUAGCCAGCUAAUUGUCAUGUUACUAUCACCAUAUUCCUCUAGGAUGCGGAAUUUAAAAUUAUAGUUGUGGGGGUGUAAGUAUGGAACAUGUCAGUAUUUGUAUUAUGAAUGACCCAGAAUGCAACAAUUGUGGGAAAAUGUUAGAUGAACUGACCUUCAAUAAUUUCAUUGUUGAUUCACUUAGACCUUUUCAAAACUCUUGCUUUAAAUGGCUGAGGCGAUUUAUAGUUUCACAUGAUUCUUUCACUUCCAUUGAAGCAAAGGAACCAAGUUCAUUUCUGUUCAUUUCCUCAACCUGCCUUGCUGAACAAUUGUGGAUUUGUUAAGCUUUGUUGUAAAUGACUACAGAAUGUUAACACAUACCAAGAAAGGUCUAUUUUAGAAUGUAAAUAACGAUCAUUUUGUGACUAGUGCUACUAAACAGCCAAUUUCAGCCCAACAUGUUUUCUAUAUAGAUAUCUAAUUUAAUAAAACGUAUCUGAAUGUGUUUGACUGUCUAAGGAACCACUCAUGUCAAACAGGACAAAGACAUUCAUCGAUCUUAAUUGUGUAUUUCUUGUAAGGUGGACAAGUGUAAAUAAAGAAAAUUCCACAUA